This is a messenger RNA of Pungitius pungitius (ninespine stickleback), 1175 nucleotides long. Its product is annotated as L-rhamnose-binding lectin SML-like. Gene Ontology annotation, molecular function: carbohydrate binding. NCBI's taxonomy places the organism in Eukaryota, Metazoa, Chordata, Actinopteri, Perciformes, Gasterosteidae. The record is from RefSeq and is a predicted model, not a curated record. The coding region runs from base 261 to 941 and encodes 226 amino acids. The transcript has 9 exons.
UAUAGCUUUUUUUCCACACAGCUGCUUCUCUAAACUUCCUGAGUUGGCUGCUUGUGUGUCUGUUUGCUUUGCCAGGAUCACUCAGGGGCUCUGAGACAGGAUGCCUGUGGUCCCUGAUGGAAAUAGUAUGUUAUUCUCAUCAUGUUGAAUAAGAGCCACUGGUUUGUUUUUGAGCAAUAGGCGUUGACUGUCCGAGUGUCAAACUGAAUAAAUACUGUGUGUCAGUACCACUGGCCAGUUACCACGACUUCUACGGAACCAUGCUCCAUUUUAGCCCCACACUCGCACUGGCAGCGAGCUUUAUGCUACUAAUUCCAGUUGUUGCUACAGAGACGGUUGUCACUUGUAUCGACGACGCUGUCCAACGCCUGAGCUGUGACACUGGCGUGAUCAGGGUGCAGGAGGCAUUCUAUGGACGUGCAGACACUGACACCUGCAGUGAGGGAAGACCUCAGAGUCAGCUCGCCAAUACAAAAUGCUCUCAAGACGGCACAGCAGAGGUCCUCAAGAGAAGGUGUGAUGGGAGAAGGGUGUGUGAAGUAAGCGUGAAUGCUUUCGGAACACCAGAUCCCUGCGUGGGCACCUUUAAAUAUCUACAGACCAGUUUCACCUGCCUUCCCGCAAUUCACCACAUGACGUGUGAGCACUCUUUGGCCCACCUGCAAUGUGAUCAAGGUCUGAUUAUAUCCGUCUAUGGUGCCACUUAUGGACGCCAUGACCAGAGCGCAUGCGCCUACCGACGGCCUGCCGCUGAGACCCUAAAUACGGACUGCUCGCGCCCCAGCACCAGCGUGGUCUCUGAAAGCUGCAAUGGGAAAAACAGCUGUAUUAUCACAGUGAGCAACUCAGUGUUUGGAGACCCCUGUUACGGAACUUACAAGUACCUAGAAGUGGCUUACGUAUGUGAAUAUCCAACUACCAAUCCAGAGGAGUCCCUUUAAACAUGCUGUAACCAAGACAAUCACUAUAAACAUGAAAUAAAUCAAAUUAUAUUUGGCUGGUUACGCUAUAUAUGAUGCACAAUCUGGAAUAGGGAAAACGGAUUCCUACCAAUACACUUAUAUAACUUCCAAAUUCAAUAUUUUAUCUUUUUUCCUGCAGAUUCUUAGGUCCCUCCAGCAGAGCUUUCAGAACAUUAACUUUUGUCUAUACCAAUAAAGAUGCAUUUAAUCAAA